UUUACAAUUACCUGCGUACAUAGUAGAAUUAAAUAAAGUGAACUUAAUAGAUACCUACCUAUGAAGAGAUUCGUUACAAUUAUUAAAGUGUAAAAUAUGUGUUAUUUUGUAUUGGUGUAGACAAGUAUUUUCAACGCAUUUUAGAUUGAUUACAAUUGAAUUUACAGAUAUUUCUAAUAAAUGAAGUUUGUGGGCUUUAAAAUGAUUAUUAUCAUCGCAUUGUCCUUAAUCGGAUCGGUUGUUAAUUCGCAAGAAACUAGCGAAUUCAAACUACCUACUAAUUUCAAACCCGUCAGCUAUGAACUGAAUGUGGUCACGCACUUGGAGGAUAAAUUUAUGUUUGAAGGAGUAGUUUGUAUUCGCAUGACAUGCGUAGGAGCUACCGAUACCAUAGUGUUGCAUUCGACCAGUUUGAACAUCGAUACCAAAAGUGUUGUUGUGGCCAACGGUGGUGAAAAUGUCAUCCCAGUGAGCAAUGUGUCUUUUGAUACGGAUAAAGAACUUAUGCACGUCACGUCAACCGUAAACUUUAAGCCCUGUGAUGAAUACGUGCUAACUAUACCAUUUACCGGAAACCUCACCGACGAUCCAGUAGGUUACUAUAGAAAAAGCUACGUAGACAAGGAAAGCAAUCUAACGAGAUGGUUAGCUGUAACAUAUUUCGAGCCAUUGGGCGCACGAAGAGCUUUUCCCUGUUUGGACGAGCCUGGGUAUAAAGCAACCUUCAAGAUAAGAUUGAGUCAUAAAAAAGGAUUGACUUCGAUAAGUAAUAUGAAACUUAUGAAUCAAAUAAACUGCCCUUCGUAUUCAGAUUAUGUUGUCGAUGAAUUCGAAGAAUCUCCACCGAUGUCUACUUAUUUAGUAGCAUACAUGGUGUCAGAUUUUGUAUACAUUGAUGCAAAUAGUGAAAAUGACCAAGUGAAGUACCGUAUUAUAUGCAGGAAGGACUUAGCCAAUCAAACAGAAUUUUCCAUUAACUUGGGACCGAAGGUCAUAAAAUACUACGAGGAUUAUUUCGAUGAAAAAUUUCCGCUGCACAAACAAGACAUGGCGACCAUACCCGAUUUUCCUACAGGGACUAUGGAGAAUUGGGGUCUCAUCACACUUCAAGAGUCUUCUUUGUUAAUUGAUCUGGACGUGAACACAAUUGAUGACGUAUAUUCGGUAGCCCGACUCGUCAUUCACGAUCUGGCUCAUCAAUGGUUUGGUAAUCUCGUUACCAUGAAAUGGUGGACCGGCCUUUGGUUGAAUGAAGGAUUUGCCGAGUAUGUAGGAAUUCGCGCAGUGGAUUUCAUGUUCCCCGAAUGGAAAUCUUUCCAAGUCAAAAACCUUAGAAACUUUUUACUCGUUUUGGACCCCGAUUCGCUUCAAUCAGCACGCCCCUUGUCGGUAGCUAUCGGAAAGCCCGAUGAAAUAGCACCAAUUUCGGGGGACCCGAUAACGUUCGCAAAGGGACCAAUUUUGUUGCACAUGAUGAACACAUUCCUUGGCGAGAAUACGUUCAAACAAGGCAUUAGAAACUACAUACACAAAUACAAAUUUUCCAACGCUGAACAGGAUGACUUGUGGUGCUCAUUGACGGAGGAAGCACACCGACAAGGAACAUUGGACAAAAAUCUAACCGUAAAACAAAUAAUGGACUCAUGGACGUUGCAAACCGGUUAUCCCGUAUUGAAUGUCAUCCGGGAUUAUUCUGCGGGCACGGUUACAUUGUCCCAGGAAAGGUAUCUAUCGAUCAAAUCAAACGGUACGGACAACAAAACCUGUUGGUGGAUACCAAUCACUAUGACAACUUCUGGGGACAUUAACCAGACAAAUGCGACAUUCUGGUUGAAUUGCGAAAACAACAACCUCACCACACCAUUGGCUAAAGACAACGAGUGGGUCAUCUAUAACAUGCAGAUGACCGUUUUAUUCAGAGUGUUUUACGAUACACGAAACUGGAUGGGUAUCAUUUGUACGCUGAACGAUCCAACCAAAUACGAAACUAUACCCACGUUAAACAGAGUACAGUUGAUCCUUGAUUCACUUAGCUUUUCACAAGUCGGUGACAUGGACUACGAAAUCACGUUCCAACUUUUGAAAUAUCUAAAACACGAAAAACAGUAUUCACCGUGGUUUGCUGCUCUCUUCAGUUUGAGACGGAUUGAUAAUUUACUGAAAAGGACUCCGAAACGUGCAGUGUUCCAAAACAAUAUGCGUGAUAUAUUGUCGUGUAUAUAUAACAAAUUCAGGAACAUGGACGAUAAAGUUAAUGGUUAUGAAAACAUAAAAUUUCAAAAUCUCGUGAUUUCCAAUGCCUGCGAAUACCAAACAAAGGACUGUAUCCAACGGGUUCUGGACUUGUUUAGAAAAUGGAUGAAAAGUAUAGACCCAGACAAUAAUAAUAUAUUGCCUAUAGAACUGAAAUACCCUAUUUACAUUCAAGCUAUAAAAUAUGGAGGUGUAGAAGAAUGGAAUUUUUUAUGGAAACGUUAUCAGCGUUGCAAUUUAAGGAGUGAACAAAAAUAUAUGAUGCUUGCAUUAGCAAGUACUUCAAUAGAAUCGUUACUACAGAGAUAUUUGAAUUGGUCACUUGAUGAUUCUUUUAUUCCCAAAGAAGACGCAUCCCUAGUAUUCUACUUUAUAACGUUAAAUGAAGCUGGAUUUUUAUUAGCAAAAGAAUUUUUUUAUUGCAAAAUUUCAGAAAUAUAUGAAUACUACCAACGUCAAGACUAUAGUUUAAGUGAAUAUGUAAGUGAUAUUGCGUCUCAAAUGAAAACUAAAGAAGAAUUAGAAGAGAUCCAAUCAUUUAUUAUUAAAUCAUCAUGUUACUUUAAAGAACCUGAUUUGAUUAUCGAUGACACAAUUGAGACUAUUAAGAGUAACAUUGAAUUGACAUCGAAGUUUUAUAAUAAAAUUGAACUGGGCCAUUUUGAUUUGUUUCGGAUUGGCUGGGUAUUGGACCGUGAAUCUCGCAACAGCCAAUUACACCGCUUUCCAAAUCCCUAUGGAUAUAAACACGAAAGUCAACUGAUAAAAAAUAUAAUUAGUGACCAGAGUACUCUUUGAACUAAAUUAUACCUGGCAGAAUAUACAUCGUUGCUGUGCAACAACUGAUCACCUGAAUUUUGAUCUCCAAGCUCUAGCCUGUUGCACGUCCUCGCCAUAAUACGAUGACAUGUUCGCAUCAGACAAAAUCAUUAGGUGCAAAUUCAACUUUUGACUUGGGGAGCUGAAUAUAAUUAAAGCAAGCAGACUAUUGCAACAUAUGUAACGGUUAAGUUUUAUGCAUUUUCCUAUUAAAAAACUAUAGUAAAAUAUAACACAUAUUUUAU
Molecule: messenger RNA, 3317 nt
Organism: Acyrthosiphon pisum (pea aphid)
Lineage: Eukaryota; Metazoa; Arthropoda; Insecta; Hemiptera; Aphididae
Product: aminopeptidase N
Exons: 16
Coding region: 181-3051 (956 amino acids)
Biological process (GO): peptide catabolic process; proteolysis
Cellular component (GO): membrane; cytoplasm
Molecular function (GO): peptide binding; metalloaminopeptidase activity; zinc ion binding
Source: RefSeq, a predicted model, not a curated record